AUGGACGACGGCCCCACGCAGGUUCUGCCACCUACGAGCCCCCCUCCGGCAUCGGAAGGAGCAGAAUCUCCUCCGCCCACCACCACAGAGGGGGGCGACCAUGGUCUUGUGGCGCCGCCCACGGGGGGUCUCGUAGUGGUGCCGGACUUCCUCUCCACGUCGGGCUUGCUGGACACCCGGACCUCCUCCGAGGAGGAGGAGGGAAGAGAGGACGGUGGCCAUGAGGGCUUCCGGGUGGUGUACCUCGCCCAGGGCUGGCUCGACGCCAAGAACGUCCACUACGCCCUCAUCUCAGAUCGUUCCGAGCUGUAUACCUGGGGCAGUGGCGCAUUUGGGCGGCUGGGCCACGGAGACACAAACGACGAGGCGCGCCCGCGAGCGGUGGAGGUCCUGGCCAAGCAGCGCAUCCGGUGGGUGGCCUGCGGCUGGGACACCACCGCUGCAGUCACCGAGCGCGGCGAGCUGUACCUGUGGGGCAGCGGAGAGCCCAUUCCCCGCAUCGUGUCGUUCCCCGGAGAGGGUACUCUGCGGGUGGCCAAGGUGUGCCUGGGCGAAGCCCACGCCGCCGUCCUCUCAGAGCGCGGUGAUGUGUACACGUUCGGAGCGUUCGCCCACGGGCGGAAGACCAAGCGGGUGGCGCAGCGGAGGCAGCGCGGGCAAAAGGGCUGGGCGCGGGACCCCCAGCCGCGCAUCGUGUACAACCUGCCCACCGGCCAGACCAGGAACAUCGCCUGCGGGUCGCACCACAUCCUCGCCCUCACGGCCGAUGGCAAGGUCUACUCGUGGGGCGACGGCUCCUGGGGCAAGCUCGGCCACGCCUCCGAGACCGAGGAGUGGCUGCCCCGGCCCAUCGAAGCCCUCGCCGUCCUGGUCUGCUCUCACAAGCGUUCGUUCAUCAGAGGCCAGACGAUCGUGCAGAUCGACGCGGGCGAUGACCACUCGAUAUUUCUGUCCACCGACGGUACGGAGCACCAGGAGGAGUUCGGGGCGGCCAAGAGGGACGAUGCCGCCAUCCUGGUGCCCUCGGCCGUGGGCGGCCCGCUCUCCUCUCGCCAGGUGGUGUCCAUCUGCGCGGGAGCUGCCUUCACCCUCUGCCGCACCCUCGCCAAGGAGGUCUUCUACUUUGGCAAGCCCGACUUCGACGAAACGCUUGACGUGGCUCGCUCGCCCUCGCUCCUGGCCAUCGAGUCGUACCCCCUCUCGGCGAUGGCCAGCCGCGCCUACCGCAGCAUGACCAUCAUACUGCCCGAAGGCGUCGAGGGGUCCGAUGGCAAGGAGGAGAAGAAGAAGAUGGAAUUCACCCGCAUCGUCGUGAACGACGACAAGAAGGCCGCGUCCUUCAUCCAGAAGCAGAAGGAGUCCCCGCAGGUGCGGCACCUCCGCUCGACGCCGCGUCGAGGGUCGUUCCCGGAGAUCGGGCAGAUCGCGAAGGUGAAGGGCAUCUGGGACAAGCGUGGCAAGACGCUGGGCGAGCACGACGUCGAGGCCCUGCGCCAGGCCGUGGCCCACAACCGCAAGAAGCCCGGCGCCGGGCCUCGCAACAAGUCGCACAUCGUACGUUGCAUCAGCGACACCCAGCUGGGCGACGAGGAGAUGGUGGGCCACAACAGCCCGUCCGACCAGGACACCUCUCCCGUUGCCCGUGCCGACGCGUCGCCCCGCAAGCCCGAACCGACGCUUUCUCUUCGGCCAGAAGGGUCCGUGACCACCGACACCGAAUCCGGUAUCCAGCCGCUCGCCGCUCCCGAAGAAGGCGCUGUCAGUCCCGCAGAGGACAAGACUACCGGCAGCACCGCGCUGCCCCCGAGCGAAGAGGCCAGCGGGGGAGCCUACGAGGCGAAGGCCGCUCGUGCCGAAGAGGCCGAGAGCGAAGCCGAUCAUAAAGGCGACCCUGCUCUGGGGGAUUCUUUGGGCGGCAAGGACCACACGGCGACCGUGCUCCCGGCGGGGGAGGAGGUGGAGGCGGUCAAGCCGCUCGAAGACCUGCGGCCCGCCACGCACGAGGAGGCCGAACCGACCGAGACUGGGCUGGCGGUGGAGCCCGAGGCCGACCAGGAGCACAGCGACGGGGACGAGGAGGACAUUCGAGGGGAGACCCCGCGCCAGCGACCACCGGACGCCACCACCCACGCAGAGCCCCCGGAGAAGGGAAGCCAGGGGGAGGAGGACACGAGCGAGGAAGGGGAGGACAGCGCGACCGAGGGGGAGGACGAGGAGGACAUCCGCCUGGAGAGCCCCCGGGUCGCCGUUCAGCUGCAGGCCAGCACGAAGCGCGACGCGGAGGCGGAGGAGGAGCACGCCCUGACCGAGGGCGAGGACGAGGAGGACAUCCGCGGGGAGGAGCUCACACCGAGAGGCGGCCUCGAGGUGGACCGCAAGCUGCGGCUCGAGGCGCCGGUGGUCUCCAAGGGGGAGAACAGCGACGACGACGAGCCGACGGAUGGCGAGGACGAGGAGGACAUUCGAGGCGAGACGCCGCGAGGGAAGGAGAAUGCCGGCGAUCAGCUGGCCAAGGUGAGCGCCCUCAGCAGCAGCUCGCUCAGCCGGCUGAGCUACGACGAUGACGAGGAGGACACGCUCACCGAGGGCGACGACGAGCAGGACAUCCGCGGGGAGGACGACGAGCCCCUCUGGGUGGACGUGCACCUGGCCGCCGUCGCGCAGAUGGAGAAGAGCACCAACCCCCACCACCACCACCACCACAAGGACGAGGACGAGGAGGAAGAGAGGAAGACCAGGAAGCAGCAGAAAAAGCAGCAGCAGAAGAAGGAGAAGAGGGCGCAGAAGCAGCAGCAGCAGCAGCAGAAGCAGGAGGAGAAGAGGGAGCCGAAGAGGGAGGAGGGCAACAGCGCGCGGCGGAUCGUGCGCAACAUCUCGCUCAAGCUCAUCGGCAAGAGCGCCACCAUCGAGCGCGACGCGUCUCCCAACAGGAAGACCACCGCCAAGGCGCCCAGCAAGAAGUCGCACACCCUCACCGCCUCGUCCCCGCCGCGCGUCAGCCGCGAGCGGCUGGGCGACGCCAACGAGCAACGAGCAGCCGCCAAGACCAGCUCGGGCGGCAGCAGCGUGUCAUGCGACCCGGCCGCCUCGACCGAGGGCGACGAGCCGGGCCAGUGGAUGGCCGCCACCGCAAGCCCAGUUCGUCGACGGAGCCGCGGCUUCCUCAUGUGCAGCGGGCGCACCGUGGAGGCCGACGGCGACUGCGAUGCCGACGAUGGCGGUAAUGCGGCCGCCCCUGCCAGCAGCGGCAGCAGCAACAAGAAGGAGCUGCGGAAGAGCCGGGAGAAGCUGGCCAUCCGGCGGAGCGCGAGCUGCGAUCCUCCGCAGGUGGGCGACGAGACGGGUCCGGGAGGACUCAAGGUGGUGCAGAUCCAGCACUGUCAUCAGGAGGUCGAGGCCCGGCGGAAGAGUCGCGAGGUGGCGGCGCAGGACGGGAAGCGGGCCAGCCGGGAGGUGGACAGCAGCGGGUUGGCGGGGGCGCCCAGGGAACGGCGCGCCAGCAACGGGUUCGCGGAGAAGGCCAUCGAACGCCGGAGCAAGGAGCUGCACAUGGACGAGCUCGAGAAGGCCGCCGCGGCCGACGAAGCAGGCCUCGAUGACCCCGCGGAAUCAACCGACAACCAGGCCUCCUCCUCGUCGUCGUCGCCCUUCAAGAAGUUCCACACCAUCGGCCGAGCCCACCGCCGGCGCAACAAGACCCUCAAUUCCGGUGCGGUCAGUGACUCGAUGGAUGCGGUGCCGACCAAGCAGAAGCGGUUCUCUAUCAGCACCCCCUUCCUCAACUUCUCGUCGUCGGCCAAUCGCGCUCGCACCAACUUCACCAAGGAGGCGGCGCAGUUGGCGGAGUUCGAGAAGCGACUGAAGAACAUCAAGCCGGGGGCGACGGAGGAGCGCGCAGCGGUGCUGAAGGAGUGGGCCGACUUCCUCCUGGCCCAGCACGCCAGCAAGCAGCAGCAGUCCGACAAAGCAGGCGCCAAGGACAGCCCCGCCGCUUCGCCCUCCCCCUCCCCCAAGAAGAGCCGGUUUGGCACCUUGCGGCGGCGGAAGAAGGACGAAGACAAGGAGGCCGAGAAGACGCCGGGAUCACCGGAGGAAUCCGGGGACGAGGACAUCGCCGGCACCAUCAUCGGGAAUGAAGAGAUCGUCCUCAGGCUUCAGUCGGGAGAGAUGAUCAGGCUGGCGUACAGGGAGACGAAGAGGGGCUGGGUGGAGGACCGGAGCUCGGCCUCGCCUCCGGAGGUGGCCGUCUCCCCGCCGCCCUCGCCCUCGCCUCCCGCCUCGCCCUCGGGUUCGCCUCGAACGCCGGGGCGCUCGCGACUGCCUCGCGUUCCGCUCUUCCGCACCCACUCGCUCUCCCUCAACUUCCUGCGAGGAGGAAGCGGCAGCGAGAAGAAGAGCGACCGGAUCGAACGCGCGAACGGUGGAGAUGCGGCGGAGACCGGCGGCGGCGGGAAGGGCAGUCUGUCGCGACAGAAGAGCGAUGCGCGGAUCGGAGCGAGCGCGGUGGACCGGCUCACGCGGGUCGAGGAGGAGGCCUUCUCGGAGGUGUGGCGGCGCGAGAAGGAGCGCCACUUGGCUGAGGCCGAGGCCGAGGAGCAGAGGAAGCGAAAGGCCGAGCGCAAGCAACGCAAGAAGCAGAAGGAAAAGGAGUGGGCGCUCAAGGGCGAGGCCGAGGAGAGCAAGCGAUCCUCGGAGCGACAGAGCGUGCACUCGGAGGACGAUCAGCACUCCAGACAUUCUGAGUCAGACUACUCCUCUUCCGACCUCAAGCUCGAGCCUGCCCCUGCGUCCACCACGCACCACUCCGCCGAACCCUGCGAGCAGGAAGUGUAA
Molecule: messenger RNA, 4833 nt
Organism: Acanthamoeba castellanii str. Neff
Lineage: Eukaryota; Discosea; Longamoebia; Acanthamoebidae
Product: regulator of chromosome condensation (RCC1) repeat domain containing protein
Exons: 14
Coding region: 1-4833 (1610 amino acids)
Source: RefSeq, a predicted model, not a curated record